Thyridium curvatum is the source of this 1890-nucleotide messenger RNA. RefSeq lists its product as uncharacterized. Lineage: Eukaryota; Fungi; Ascomycota; Sordariomycetes; Thyridiales; Thyridiaceae. The coding region runs from base 1 to 1890 and encodes 629 amino acids. Gene Ontology annotation, biological process: ubiquinone biosynthetic process. Gene Ontology annotation, molecular function: nucleic acid binding. The record is from RefSeq and is a predicted model, not a curated record. The transcript has 4 exons. Gene Ontology annotation, cellular component: mitochondrial inner membrane; mitochondrion.
AUGGCUGAGGAGGAGUACGAGAUAGAUAUCUAUGGGGAUGAGCAGGGCCAUGGCGCCGAAACCCACAACCGACACGAUGACCAGGGGCGCGAUCAACACAACGACGGUGGCCACGGCUACCAUGGCGAGGAAGGGCACGGCGCACACGGAUCUGGCGAUUAUGAUGAGAGCCAUCACGACAGCCACAGCCACAGCCACGACCAGCAUCAGGACUCCUCAGAGUACGACCAAGCCAGGUCAUCAUCACAGCCGCGCCAACAAGGCGUCAAGCGCAAGGAGUCGUCGGACGAACGCCCUGUCGACCCUGGCGCUACGACCGCGCUCUUGGUCUCCGACUUGAGCUGGUGGAACACGGACGACGAUGUCAGGGGCUGGGUGAACCAAGCCGGCUGUGAAGACGAGCUCAAAGACAUCACCUUUAGCGAACACAAAGUUAACGGCAAAAGCAAAGGUCAAGCCUACGUCGAAUUCACAUCCCAGCAAGCCGCCACCGCAACCAAGCACAAGAUUGAGGAGCUCUUUAAUGACGGCACUCAGCCGGGCCAGAAGCGGCACUCGGUCAUCUACACGUCUCCCACCAGCAACCCCUUCCGCACCCUCCCCAAGGAUGCUCCGGCCCGGGCCAAUAAGGACGGCCAGAGCCGCACACCUGCCGGACCGGGCUACAAUGAUCGUUCUGGUAACAUGGGUGGCGGCAACUACGGCGGCGGCGGCGGCUUCCGGGGAGGCCGAGGAAAUUACCAACGCGGCGGCAUGGGCAACCAAGGCGGCUACAACCGCAACUUCAACAACAACAACAACAUGGGAGGCUUCAACAACGGCAUGGGCUUCAACAACAACAUGGGCGGCGGCAACUUUGGCGGCUUCCGCGGAGGCGGCAUGAUGGGCAACAAUAUGCGCGGCGGCAUGGGUAUGCGCGGCGGUCGUGGCGGCAACAUGGGUGGCAUGAUGGGCAACAUGAACCCCAUGGGCGGCAUGGGCGGUAUGGGAGGCAUGCCCAACAACAUGGGCAACAUGGGCGGCAUGGGCAAUAUGGGCGGCAUGGGCGGUAUGGGUAUGAUGGGCAACGCCAUGGGCUUCCCAAACAUGCCGAACAUGCAACCUCACUUCAACCCCUCCUUCUUCCCCAACGGCGGAGGGAACCAGUCGGGCAGCAACGAGUGGCAGAAUCCUCAUGGGGCUAAGCGACCGCGACCAGAGGCAACCCCCCCUCCACCUACAGCAGCUGACCCUCUUUCCCAUGCAGACCUCAUCGCCGCCUUUGCCGAGGCCACGGCCACGCCCUACUUCAUCUACCGCCUGCGCGACGCCAUGCUCGCGGACCCCACGGGCCGGCGCAUCCUCCGCGACCGCCCGCGCCUGACCUCGGCCUCGCUCGACCUGCCCCGCCUCCGGGCGCUGGGCCCGCGGACCGUGGGCGCCACCUACGCCGCCUGGCUGGACCGCGAGGGGGUGUCGCCCGACACGCGCGCGCAGGUGCGCUACAUCGACGACGCGGAGGCCGCGUACGUGAUGCAGCGGUACCGCGAGUGCCACGACUUCUACCACGCGCUGACGGGCCUGCCCGUCGUGCGCGAGGGCGAGGUCGCGCUCAAGGCGUUCGAGUUUGCCAACACGCUGCUGCCCAUGACGGGGCUCAGCGUCGCCGCCGCGGCGACCCUCAAGAGGCCCGAGCGGGCGCGGUUCGCGAGCACGUACCUCCCCUGGGCGGUGCGCAACGGCCUCAGGGCCAAGGACGUGAUCAAUGUGUACUGGGAGGAGGAGCUCGAGACGGACGUCGCCGAGCUCAGGAGGCGGCUCAACGUCGAGGCGCCGCCUGACAUGAGGUCGAUUCGGAAGAGGGAGAGGGAGGAGCGGAAGAGGAGGAAGGCUCUGAUGGAGCAGCGGUAG